Selaginella moellendorffii is the source of this 2520-nucleotide messenger RNA. Its product is annotated as cell division cycle 5-like protein. The coding region runs from base 80 to 2449 and encodes 789 amino acids. The record is from RefSeq and is a predicted model, not a curated record. Gene Ontology annotation, biological process: mRNA splicing, via spliceosome. The transcript has 4 exons. NCBI's taxonomy places the organism in Eukaryota, Viridiplantae, Streptophyta, Lycopodiopsida, Selaginellales, Selaginellaceae. Gene Ontology annotation, cellular component: Prp19 complex; spliceosomal complex.
UAGCUCGUUGUGCGGGCGCUCUCCCUCUCGCGGCGCUCAUCACUCCACUCCUGCUGCUGGCUAGGCGCCUUCCGCCAAGAUGAGGAUUAUGAUCAAAGGCGGGGUGUGGAAGAACACGGAGGAUGAGAUCCUCAAAGCCGCGGUGAUGAAAUAUGGCAAGAAUCAGUGGGCUAGAAUCUCCUCUCUACUCGUCAGGAAGUCCGCCAAGCAGUGCAAGGCUCGCUGGUACGAGUGGCUGGAUCCAUCGAUCAAGAAGACGGAAUGGACCCGCGAGGAAGACGAGAAGCUCCUUCACCUCGCCAAGCUCAUGCCGACGCAAUGGAGAACGAUCGCUCCCAUCGUUGGGAGAACACCUGCCCAGUGUCUCGAAAGGUAUGAGAAGCUGCUCGAUGCGGCGUGCUACAAGGACGAGAGCUACGAGCCGGCUGAUGAUCCUCGCAAGCUCCGGCCGGGUGAGAUCGAUCCCAACCCAGAGUCCAAGCCGGCUAGGCCCGAUCCAGUCGACAUGGAUGAGGACGAAAAGGAGAUGCUUUCCGAGGCAAGGGCGAGGCUGGCAAACACUCGCGGUAAGAAGGCGAAGAGGAAAGCCAGGGAGAAGCAGCUGGAGGAGGCAAGGAGGCUGGCGGCGCUACAAAAGAGGAGAGAGCUCAAAGCGGCCGGCAUUGGGUCUCGUCUCCGCAAGAGGAAGUUCAAAGGCAUCGACUACAAUGAGGAGAUUCCUUUCGAGAAGAGACCACCUCCAGGCUUUUACGACGUCUCCAACGAAGAGAGGUCUGUAGCGCAGCCGCGUUUUCCGACCAACAUCGAAGAGCUGGAAGGGAGAAGGCGGUCGGACAUCGAGGCGCAGCUUCGCAAGCAGGACGCUGCUCGGAACAAGAUCGCUCAGAGGCAGGACGCUCCAUCGGCGAUCAUGCAAAUCAGCAAGCUCAACGAUCCGGAGGCUGUGAGGAAGAGGACCAAGUUGAUGCUACCGGCGCCGCAGAUUUCCGACAGGGAGCUCGAGGAGAUUGUCAAGAUGAGCUCCUCGGCGGACAAUCUACCUGGAGAGGAGGAAGGGAGCAGCGCCACUCGAGCACUCGUCGCCAACUAUAACCAGACUCCUCGAGCCGGGAUGACUCCAGCGAGGACACCUCAGAGGACUCCGGGUGGAAAAGGCGACGCCAUCAUGAUGGAGGCGGAGAAUCUUCUCAGGCUGAGGGAGACGCAAACUCCUCUCUUUGGUGGUGAGAACCCGGAGCUUCAUCCGUCCGACUUUUCGGGGGUGACGCCGAAGAAACGGGAGGUCCAGACUCCAAAUGUGAUUGCUACACCUCUCACGACGCCGGGAGGAGUAGGAUCGACUCCUCGAAUCGGAAGUACUCCCAGGGAGACGUCUUUUGCAAUGACACCCAAGGGAACACCGAUACGGGACGAGUUCCACAUCAACGAGGGAUUGGAACUCGCAGCUGACAAUCCCAAGGCCGAGAAGUUGAGGCAGGCAGAAGCGAGAAGGAACCUGCAGGCUUCGCUCAAGGGAUUGCCUAACGCGAAGAACUUGUACCAGAUUACCGUUCUCGGCGUUCCUACGGAGCAAGAAGAAGCCGACGAGGAGAUGGAGGCUGACAUGGCUGACGUGAUUGCAAAUGCUCAAGCCGAAGAGGACGCUCGAGAAGCUGCUGUUCUCCGCAAGAGGAGUAAAGUCUUGCAGCGAGGAUUGCCAAGGCCACCGCCAGCAACGGUGGAGCUGAUAAGGAACACUAUCCCUCGAUACGCGGAAGCAGAUGAUCCAAAGGCGCUUAUCCAGAAGGAGCUAGUCGCCUUGUUGGAGCACGACAACGCGAAAUACCCCAUGACGGACAAGUCUGGCAAGCCUCCGCCUGUGAUACCCGAGCUGGAGGACUUGGACGAACAAGAGUUGAAGGAGGCUGCGCGGGAAAUAGAAGAGGAAAUCACCCUUGUGAGGGCCUCUCUCGGUCACGAAGGCGCUGACUACACGGUUGUCCGGGAUGCUUUAGCCGAUGACAUGACUUACUUCCCCCAGAAGAACGGCUACGAGCGUGCGAGCCUCGCAAGCACAGCCGAGCGGCUGGCGGCGGCACAAUACGAGUUUGAGGCCGUGAAGAAGCACAUAGAUGGUCACACGAAGAAGGCUCUAAAGCUGGAGCAAAAGAUCUCUGUCCUAACCGGAGGCUACAAGACGAGGGGCGAUGGGCUGUGGCAGCAGAUCGAGGCGGCUUUCAAGGAGGCGGAGACGCUGGGCACGGAGCUGCAGUGCUAUCGAUCGCUGCACCAGCAAGAGCAGCUUAUCGCUCCCCGCCGGAUCGAGGCGUUCCAGGAGGAGGUGAAGAGGCAGAGCGACAAGGAGAGCGUCCUCCAGAUGAGAUACGAGCGACGCUUGUCUUGCAGGAACGAUCUGAGGCGACUGGUUACCGAGCACGAUGCUCGAGUUGAAUCUGAUCCAACAGUGUAAAUAUUUGUAAUGGUUUAUAGCGAUUGUACCAGCAUCUUUGAUUCCACUUUGAUUUAAUUCUCUUUGGUUCA